Messenger RNA from Cyanistes caeruleus (blue tit), 2061 nucleotides. NCBI's taxonomy places the organism in Eukaryota, Metazoa, Chordata, Aves, Passeriformes, Paridae. The record is from RefSeq and is a predicted model, not a curated record.
CUUGCCGGUGAUAUCUAAAUUUGGGAGCACGUUUAAACACUGGGGAAACCUGACGAGAACAACCCAUGAAGAAACAAAGGAAGGCUGCCAAUGUUUUUAGACACGGUGUUACUUCAGUUCGCAGAUGCUGAGUACCAAUGGAAGGGGCCCUUCUACUUUAUCCAAGGAGCAGAUCCUCAGUUUGGACUGAUGAAAGCGUGGACACAUGGAGACACUAACAAUGGAGAUGAUGAAUGGGAAGAAGAAAUUAAAUUAGCAGAGCAAGCAGUGCAGGCCGUUAACAAACUAAACCCUAAACCCAAGUUCUUUGUGCUGUGUGGAGACCUUGUCCAUGGAAUGCCAGGAACCCGAUGGAAAAAAAAACAAGAGCAAGAUUUAAAGGAUGUUCUGAAAAACACUGACCAGGACAUACCACUGGUAUUUGUCAGUGGGAAUCAUGAUAUUGGCAAUACUCCAACAAGAGAAACCAUAGAUGAUUAUUGCAAGAACUGGGGAGAUGACUACUUCAGCUUUUGGGUUGGAGGUGUUUUCUUUCUUGUGUUGAAUUCUCAGCUAUAUUGUGAUUCUUCCAAGUGCCCUGAGUUAAGGCAAGCCCAGGAUGCCUGGCUCGAUGAGCAGCUGGCUGCUGCUGCAAACCAGAAAUGCAAGCAUAUAAUUGUAUUUCAGCACAUCCCUCUGUUUCUGAGCAAACCUGAUGAAGAUGACAAUUAUUUCAACUUGGAUAAAUCAGUUCGUCAGGAGAUAAUGGAAAAGUUUCAUAAAGCAGGCAUUAGAGCUGUCUUUUCUGGGCAUUACCAUAGGAAUGCUGGAGGGUCCUACAAAGGCCUGGAAAUGGUGGUGUCAUCAGCUAUAGGAUGUCAGCUGGGACAGGAUACACACGGCCUUCGAGUGGUGGUUGUGACAGAGGAGAAGGUGGUGCACAGAUACUGCAGUUUAACUGAACUGGGCAGCCAUGGUAUAGAGAAGGAGCUGCUGGAUAUGCUUGCUAAGUAAAAGUAGGCUGUGUCAAAAUAUGUGUUUCCAUAUUAGAUAAAUAUAAACAGUUUCAUAAAGUUUCCCCAAGCCGAACUACAGAUUUCUGACUGCAGUGUCCCAGAACAGCUCUCAGUUUGUUGUUGUCCUAAAUAACAAGGAAGUUGUUGACAUGUUUUUCUUUUUGAAAAUGAGACCUAUGAGGAGUAUGGGAGAAGAGCAGAGCUGUAUGGUAAUGUGUCAGUGAAAAGUACAGUUCUGAGUAUUUUUGCUUUGCUCCUGGAUAAUAUUUUCUUAUUACAGAGAAACUGGUGUCUGUAUAACCAUUAAACUUGAGAGGGUAUUUUAAAAAAACAUUAAUAAAUUUAGUAAUUUCUGUUACCUCCUGAACAAUAUGAAUGGGACACAUUUUUACAGAAAUAAAGCUCAAAAAAUGUGAAAUCAGCAGACUCCUGCUGACUUUUAGCAACUUUUGGAUCAUUUCCUGUUACCUUGGUGUCAUAUUUUCUCCCAUUUCCCACACUUUACUUUCUUAGCUCUUCAGAGCCAGGAGCAACAGAGAGCAGACACAUUCUGGUUUGCAGUCACAGCUUGGGUUUCUGUUAUAUCUCUUACAAAGUUUUAUAUAAUGUUAUAUAGUUUUAUAGUUUCCAUUAUAUAGUUUUAUAUAAUGAAAAGUCUAAUGAGGCUGAUAUAAAUGUCACUGACAGAAACUAAAGGUGAAACAACUAUUUCUGUUUUGAAAUUUCACUACCAUUCAAUUAGCAUAUAUUCUGGCUCUAGUUAUUGAAGUUGGAAUAAUUGCUUGGGGAGAAUAUUCUGUAUAUCUGUAAUACUGUAAUCAGAAGUCACUUUGUUGAUUCCUAGACAAGUGGAGAGCUUUGAUUUCCAAAUGCAAUGUAGAAUGCCUUACUGUAAGACAGUACAGAAUGCUACAGAAUAUUGAAAACCCUAAAAAGUAUGUUUUCUUGACUGCAGUAAGUCUUUAAAAACAAAUUUAUGAAAUAGUUUACAUGCUGCAAUCCACCUCUUUUUUUAGCAAGUGUAUCUAAUUUGUUGGAAAUAAAGUCUUCAUGUAAUUAACUUGUA